CAACUACCAAGAUUACUUCGUACAAUUCUUUACUAUUCAUCGCCGACAGUAUUUGAUAGCACCUCUGAAAAUCGAAUUUCACAUUCCAGUGAUCAUGGCCACGCCAGGCCUUAACGGGGUCCCUCAGGAAUACGAAACCCACGAUCCAGAAAAACCCAGCAUUACCGAGUCUCUCGCUUCCAAAGAUGACACAACGACGGCGCCUAGCGAUGCCAACCCCGCCGUCCGCUUCGCUUCGACCGUCGAAGAGAUAUCUCCCGCGCCGGCCCCGAUAGCAGCAGAAACGAAUCCUCACUCCAACGACGAUACUGGAGAUGCCAUCGAUGAGGCAAUGCAAGAUCAGCUUAGAGAACUGUCCACGACCCUCCGUUCCUCCGAGCUCCAAGUUAGAAGACUUAGCAGGUUCGCUUUCGAGCCUUACUCCUUGCCCGCAACCAGAGUUCCAUCCCGUGAGGACGAAUCCACCUCGUCCAGUCGUAUGCCGACACCCAAUCGCGGAUCUCCUCAUCUCAGGCCAGCACAGCAGAUGCAGUCCCCGCCCCUGACCCCUUCCGCUGGGGAUUCCCAUGAGUCCGAACCCAAGGCGGUGGCACGCCACCAGAGUCCCGGGAAGGUCGCCGCAGCAGGUCUUGAGCCGCCCAUUAUCACCCCCCAGACAUCAACAUCCAACGACCCGUCUUCCCCGUCUGCAAACAGGGGUACUCCCCGCUCAGCCUCCAGCGAUCGGAUGCCCGCUGUGCCGAGGACGUCGGGAGAACGAGACCCGGAUCGUCGGCCGCAUCGGAGAGGGCUUUUCGACAUCGGACCUGGCUCUACCCCUGUAUCUCGAGAAUCUAGUCCAUCCCGUGCCGCUCAUUUCUACUCGAAACCUAUCACCCCCCAGGGAGAUGCCAACGAUCCAUACGCUGCCAACAAGCGUGAACCUCGGCGGGCCUAUGUAGACCGCCGGUCCAUCGAGCCUCGGUUUCAGUUCAAUCUGAACAAGAGGCCGCUCAGUCAGGGUUCUCCUUCCAGCUCAACUACGAACCUCUCGUUGAAAUCGGACAAGCGCCAUUCAGGUUUGUUCGGAUCUCGGCGCAAUCUCGGGGAUGAGGCUCAGGAUAAGGAAUCCUCAGGCGGCCACAGCAGGCAGAGCUCUUUUGCCGAUCUCAAAAGGUUCUUCAAGAGAAGCGGUCAGCCCAAGUCAAAGCACGAUAAACCCGAGGCGUCGCCUCAUCCCAGUCAUUCGAGCGGGGCUCUAAAGACGCCCCCAAAUCCCUUUGGAGACGAUCAUGGCUUGAGCGCAAGAUAUGGCAAGCUAGGGAAGGUCUUGGGCUCGGGGGCUGGAGGCAAGGUCACGCUGAUGAAACGCCACGAGGAUGGCGUGGUUUUCGCCGUGAAGGAAUUCAAUCAGAAAGGCCAAUACGAGUCCUCGAAACGAUACGUCAAACGGCUGACGGCCGAGUUCUGCGUCGGCUCAACGCUCCAUCAUGGCAACAUCAUUGAGACACUGGACAUCAUUCAGGAGAAGGACACCUGGUAUCAAGUGAUGGAGUAUGCGCCGUACGAUCUUUUCGCGAUUGUUAUGACGGGAAAGAUGUCCAGGGCUGAGAUUACUUGUUGCUUCCUGCAAAUUCUCAAUGGCGUGACGUACCUCCACAGCGUGGGCCUCGCGCAUCGGGACCUGAAGCUCGACAACAUUGUUGUGAGCGACAAGGGUAUCAUGAAGAUCAUCGACUUUGGUAGUGCCCACGUCUUCCGGUACCCAUUUGAGACCGGGCACAUACUUGCCACAGGCAUUGUCGGAUCCGACCCCUACUUAGCACCGGAGGUGCUGAGCGGAGAACCCUACGACGCCGAGGCGGUCGACAUAUGGUCAUUGGCCAUCAUAUUCUGUUGCCUGUCACUCCGCAGGUUUCCCUGGAAGGUGCCGAAAAUGACGGACAACUCAUUCAGGAUGUUUGCUGCGGAACCUACACCUGGCCACGAUCCCAAGAAGCUUACAAUUCCGUCCCACUCGACAAGUGAUGUAGCAAACGGAGUGACUAAAGACUCUGUUUCUGCCGGGGACGGGCAUGCUUCGAAGAGGCAGGGCGAAAAAUGGUCGGACGGUCGUCACUCCCGACAUGCAUCCCAGACAGGAGUUCCCGACAAGAACGCGAAUACCCCCGACGCCAAGACCGGGGCCCCUCCCCAGGAAGAUGGUAACGGUGUUACAGAGGAGAAGAAAAGAGAAAGCACAAGUUUGCCGAAAACAUCCGGGCCGGGCCAGGAAAGGAGGAGUGCGACUGCGCCGACGUCGUCAUCAAACACGCCAGGGCCGGACAAGAAGGAAGUCAUCAGGGGGCCUUGGAGAGUCUUGCGACUGCUGCCGAGGGAGAGCCGCUACAUCAUCGGACGCAUGCUCGCGAUCAAUCCCAAGGACCGAGCCAAGAUGCAGGAGAUCGUACAGGACGCUUGGGUUGCUAACAGCGAGAUUUGUCAACAGUUCGGACCAGGAGGGGAGGUGAAGUUAGCAGAAGGACACACGCAUAUCCUCGAAUCCCCAGCACUGGCUGACAAACAGCCCAAGAAGUGAUUUUUUGAUUUUUUUUUACGGAAAGAAAUAAUCUUUGGUUAAUAUAGAGGGCUGGCGUUUGUUGGUUAUUUUUGUUGAUUCCAGACGAGGUUCGGGUCAGGUCGGGGGUAUGGGGGCAUUGGUGUUACUUGGUUCUAUGUAGAAAUGGGCGGACGGCUUAAGCCUUGCGGCAAAAACCCCCCGAGACUUUGACCUUACCUACCUACCCGGGUUUGGGGGGGUUUAGGACAGAGCCCGAUAACUGGUCAAUCUGUUAACAGUCUUAGAACAUCAUGUCGACAGAAAUUUCUCUGUCCUGGCUCUGGUCAGAGCAAAAGUCUCUGUCCAAGCUCUGACCUAGAAACCACCCCUCCCGGGUAGGUAGACAGAGCGUUUGUCUUUUGUUAUUUCUUGUCACAGCGUAACUUUAGACUAAAAUUUACCUAUUUUGAAUUGUCCA
Sodiomyces alkalinus F11 is the source of this 2996-nucleotide messenger RNA. Its product is annotated as nitrogen permease reactivator protein. Lineage: Eukaryota; Fungi; Ascomycota; Sordariomycetes; Glomerellales; Plectosphaerellaceae. The transcript has 4 exons. Gene Ontology annotation, biological process: protein phosphorylation; intracellular signal transduction. The coding region runs from base 95 to 2557 and encodes 820 amino acids. Gene Ontology annotation, molecular function: protein serine/threonine kinase activity; ATP binding. The record is from RefSeq and is a predicted model, not a curated record.